AUGGACAUCGAACCAGCCCCUCCCAUCAUCAACACUACAGCCAGCCCGCCGCCUCCACUACCAGACGAAGAAGCCCACCUGAAAGCACGCACGUCCGACUCCAAGUUCUGGCUCGAGUUCUCCCUCUUCGACGACGGCCUCGACGCCCCCAGCGCCGCGUCCCUCACGACUCUCUCGCACUUUCACCGCUUCCCGGACCUACCCCCGGAGAUCCGCCUCAAGAUAUGGUCUUACCUCCUUGCGCCCCGCGUCGUGACGGCGUGCUGCUUCGAACGCGAUUCCAGACUGCCCGUCCGGCGUGAGGCGUUUGCGAGGCGCUCGUUCGCUGCACCUUGCAACCCUUCAUCUUCUCCUUCUUCCACCAUCACAACAACGGCGGCAGCCGCACCUAUAGGAGAAGGUGAACAAGAAGAAGAGACUAAAGAAGAACAAGGUAGGGUGAUAUUUAACCCCACGUGCCCGCUCAUCCUCCUCAUCUGCCGCGAAUCCCGCGUCCUCGGCCUGGAACACUACGAGCUCGCCUUUGGCUGGCGCAUCUCGGCCCUGCUCUCCGACACCCCCAUCGCCCGCCCGCCGCGCGUGUGGUUCAACUUCCGUCUCGACGCCCUCUACCUCGUCGGCGAGCUCGAGGCCUAUGACCAGUACGGCUUCAACAGCCCCAUGGUCUACUUUUUCCGCAAAGAGGACACCAGACGCGUCCGGCACGUUGCAUGCGCCUUUGAGGAGCUGCACUACCCGGAGCAGGAGUCGGACCAGAUCUUUGGGUGCCUGUGGCACAUCGUCGACCGCUUCUCCGGCGCCAAGCGGCUACUGGUCGCCGUGACGCCGCGGGACGAGGAGGGCAUGAAGGGGUGUCUCAUGCUGAGCACCGACAACAUCAUGCAGAAGAUUUGGAACGGCUGGAUCCUGGGGACAACGGUCACGAGCUCCAGCCUGGCGGAUACGCAGAUCUUGAUGGUCAGGGAGGGCGAUUUGUCUGACGUUAUUUUUCGCCCGACUUCGUAG
Molecule: messenger RNA, 1005 nt
Organism: Colletotrichum orchidophilum
Lineage: Eukaryota; Fungi; Ascomycota; Sordariomycetes; Glomerellales; Glomerellaceae
Exons: 1
Coding region: 1-1005 (334 amino acids)
Source: RefSeq, a predicted model, not a curated record